This is a messenger RNA of Fusarium poae, 492 nucleotides long. RefSeq lists its product as uncharacterized. Bases 1 to 492 code for a protein of 163 amino acids. The transcript is spliced from 3 exons. Lineage: Eukaryota; Fungi; Ascomycota; Sordariomycetes; Hypocreales; Nectriaceae. The record is from RefSeq and is a predicted model, not a curated record.
AUGACUUCCCAGUGUCACGACCGAUUGUCCUCAGGGGUCCGGAAUGAUCAACAAGAUGCCUGGCUCUUCAAGUUGCCACUUGAGAUUUUGCGAGACAUAUACAGAUAUCUCUUUGGAGACCGAACCAUUUUUGUACAUACCAGAUGGUAUUCUGAGCCCGAGUGUUGGACACAUGGUUUGAUCAUUAAAGGCCCUGACAAAACACACAAUGACACUGAGGACCGUCUAUCUUUUAACAUUCUCCAAAGCUGUACUUUGGCAUACGCCACAGGUAUUGAUGAGCUGUAUUACUCAAACGACUUUGGUCUCGUUGUUGACGACGUGCCUUGCGACAGGGCUAUGGGGGGGGGUAAGAACAAUGCAUAUUUGGAGCUGGUGCCUACGAUGGUUGACAUCGCGAAAGGACAGCUAGAAAGAUUCGGAUGCCAGAACAAGGAAAUCGAGGUCACUCUUGUGCAAUACGUGGAUGAAUCGGAUGAGGAAGAUGACUGA